This is a messenger RNA of Neohortaea acidophila, 1800 nucleotides long. Its product is annotated as POT family-domain-containing protein. Gene Ontology annotation, molecular function: dipeptide transmembrane transporter activity. The transcript has 4 exons. Gene Ontology annotation, cellular component: membrane. The record is from RefSeq and is a predicted model, not a curated record. Bases 1 to 1800 code for a protein of 599 amino acids. NCBI's taxonomy places the organism in Eukaryota, Fungi, Ascomycota, Dothideomycetes, Mycosphaerellales, Teratosphaeriaceae. Gene Ontology annotation, biological process: oligopeptide transport; transmembrane transport.
AUGGAGCCCACGGCGGACGAGACUCCAACGGAAGAGGAGAUGCAAACCCUCCGCCGUGUUCCCGACAAGAUUCCGCUGCGUGUCUACAGCAUCGCCUAUGUCGAGAUGGUGGAGCGGCUGUCCUACUACGGCUGUACCAACAUCUUUGUCAACUUCAUCCAGCAGCCUCGCCCCACUCCCACCGGUGCCGCGUUGCACCCCAACUCUGCUCAAGCGCAGCCUGGCGCGCUGGGCUUAGGCCAGCAGACGUCCACGGGGCUCACAACCUUCAAUUCUUUCUGGAAUUACUUCACCCCUCUUUUCGGGGCCUUUGUCGCAGAUACCUAUCUCGGUCGCUUCCGCACCAUCUGGAUCUGUGUCAUUAUUGCCAUCAUCGGUCAUAUCAUCUUGGUGAUUUCCGCCAUUCCGCAAGUCAUUUCGAGCCCUGACUCUGCCAUUGGAGUUUUUGCCGUUGGCAUCAUUAUCAUGGGAAUCGGAACUGGUGGCUUCAAACCAAAUAUCUCUCCCCUCAUCGCCGAGCAAGUCAAGUUCCACAAAAUGUACAUCAGGAAACUGCCUUCUGGCGAGCGAGUGAUUGUCGACCACGCCGCGACCAUUUCCCGAAUCUAUAACUGGUUUUACCUUUUCAUCAACGUCGGUGCUCUCGUUGGCCAGAUUAGCAUGGCUUAUGUCGAGCGCUAUGUUGGCUUUUGGGUGGCCUUCUUGAUUCCCACCUGCAUCCACUGCACCUCACUUGCCGUUCUGUUCUUUUGCAAGCGCAUUUACAACCUUCGUCCUCCUGAGGGCAGUGUACUGGGCCCGGCGGUCAAGCUCCUGCUGCGCGGUAUCGCGGUCAAUUGGCACGCGAAUCCAAUCAACACCAUCAAAGCCAUCAACAACGGCCAGUUUUGGCAAAAUCUCAAACCCUCUCGCUAUGAUCCUGCGACCCGGCCGGCGUGGAUGACCUUCGAUGACGCCUGGGUGGACGAAGUGCGUCGUGGAUGGAAAGCGUGCAGUGUCUUCCUGUGGCUGCCACUGUACUGGCUCACGUACAACCAGCUCACCAACAACCUCACCUCGCAGGCCGCCACCAUGAGCCUCCACGGAGUCCCCAACGAUGUCAUUGCAAACCUCGACCCGUUCGCACUCAUCAUCUUCAUCCCCAUCUGCGAUCUGUUCAUCUACCCAGCGCUCCGCAAGGCUGGCUACCACUUCACUCCCAUCAAAAAGAUCACCGCCGGGUUUGCAUGUGGCUGUUUCGCCAUGAUCUGGGCCGCUGUCAUUCAGCUCUACAUCUACCGUACCUCUCCCUGCGGAAACCAAGCGAGUGACCCCGACUGCGCCCCGUCUCCCAUCAACGUAUGGGCACAGACGGGCUCGUACGUGCUCAUUGCCUUUUCCGAAAUCUUCGCCUCCAUCACCUCGCUGGAAUACGGUUUCUCCAAGGCCCCCAAGAACAUGCGUUCGCUCGUCGCCGCCUUCGCUCUGUUCAUGUCUGCCGUUGCCUCUGCGCUGGGAGAAGCAUGGCUGCCGUUGCUCGUCGACCCUCUCAUUACGUGGAACUACGGCUCCGUGGGUAUCAUUGCGGGCGUCGCUGCCAUCUUAUUCUGGCUCUCCUACCGCAGCCUCGAUCGCGAGGAAGAUGAUCUCAAUCAGCUCGACACUGGCCAUAUGAACGUUAGCUCGUACACGCAGGACGUCGAGAGGAAUCUCUCCGUUGCCGCUCCAGACCACGAGAAGGAGGCUCUUGAGCACAAGGUGGCGAUUGAGGAUGGCGUUGGUACCGCUGGCCCGCUUCUUGUCCACGGCGAGAAGAAGUGA